AUAUGUAUAUUUAGUAUCUACUGUAUAUGGAUAUGUAGUAUUAGUAUACGAUGUGUCUACAGGCGAGCUCGUCGUUCAUCAAAGCGGCGGCCGAGGAGAAGCUGAAGCUGCUGCAGCAGAAGGAGGACAUGACAGCAGGACGCAUGAAGAAGGAAAAGGAGGACAUGCAGGAGGCCAAGAGGAGGGAGAAGGAGGACAGGGAGAGGAUAAAGGAGGAGCAGAGGAGGAGGUUUGAGGAGGAGAAACAGAAGAGGAGGGAGGAGAAGGAGCUCAGGAAGCUGGAGAAGGACAGGGAACGAGAGAAGCUGAAGGAGGAGAAGAAGAAAUACGCUGAGAGACUGAAGCUGUGGAACAAACCUCGAGAAGACAUGGAGUGUGAAGACCUGAAGGAUCUGCCCAGUCCGGUUCCAGUGAGGACCCGUCUUCCGGCCCAGCUCUUUGGUGAAGCUCUGAUGGUUCUGGAGUUCCUGAGGGCCUUUGGAGAGAUCUUUCACCUGAAGGACGAGUUCCCCGAUGGACUCUCUCUGGAGGUUCUGGAGGAGGCUCUGGUGGGUUCUGAUCCUGAGGGUCCUCUCUGUGAGUUGCUGUUCUUCUUUCUGUCGGCCAUCUUUCAGGCUCUGGACGAAGAGCAGGAGGACAUAGCUAAAGAGCAGGCUGAAGACCUGUCGGAGGCUCUGGACGAUGACUGUGAUGCGACCCAGUCUGCGCUCAGUGCCGUUGCCUCAUUGGCUGCCUCGUGGUCUCAGCUGCACCAGGGCUGUGGUCUGAAGCAGUUAGACCUGGACAGCUGCACCCUCUCAGAGAUCCUCCGGCUGCACAUCUUGGCGUCCGGCGCCGACUGUUAUCACGGCAAUGCCAAGUUCCGCUACCAGAAGCAGGGCGGGUUCACACCGAUGGACGACCCGUGUGUCGAGCUGCAAUUGGCCGAGCCGGCGCUGCUGAAGAGACUGACAAGCACCUCUGUGUACGACCUCACGCCAGAGGAGAAGCUGAGGAUCCUACAGGCUCUGGUGGGGAAGCUGCUGACGUUGGCCUCCAGCAGAGACCUGAUAGAAGACUGUGUGGAGGAUCAGAGAUCAGCGAGACAGGAACUGAGAGAAAUCAGAGCUGAACAACACCGCAGAGAAAGAGAGGAGGCAGCACACAGAGUCCGUCUCCGUAAAGAGGAGAAGCUGAGGGAGCAGGAGAUGAGGCUGAAGGAGAAGGAGAGACUGAGGGAGCAGGAAGUGAAGGGAGGACUCAACACCAACGGUGAGACUCCUGUAGACCUCACUGAGGAAGACGAGGAGCAAAACUCUUCACACAACAAGAAGAAGAUGGAGGCUAAAGUCAACCAUAGAGACAACCCUAGGACCUCUGACCCUAAACCCCCAUCGUGCCAUCCCGGCGUCCUGAGUGCAGAGGAGCAGGAGGAGCAGGAGAAGGUUCAAGAGCUGCAGGAGCGGAUCCAGAAGGCGGCGGCCUGCACCUGCCUGCUGCCGCUGGGCCGAGACCGUCUGUACCGCCGCUACUGGCUCCUCCCCUCAGCCUCCACCCUGUUCGUAGAGGACGACUGCUUCGGCCUGACGGAGGACAUGCUGCGUCCACGGCCCACAGCUGCACAGGAUGCCACGGACAAGGAGGAGGUCAAGGAAGAGCCCGCUGAGGGGAGUGCUGGCUCAAGCCCUGCCCCCCUCCACACCUGUGGGCCGCCAGUGAAACGUCUCAACCAAUGGUUCUUCUACACCUCAGUGGAGGAGGUGGAUCAGCUGAUCGAGUCUCUGAACCCCCGAGGUCACAGAGAGAGCGGCCUGAAGGAGGCGCUACUGCAGGAGAGAGACAGACUGACACACCUGCUGCAGAACUGUGACAGGAACAAGUACAGUUACACAGGUACGUGUACACAGGUAGACGGGGACAUACACACAG
Molecule: messenger RNA, 1908 nt
Organism: Anarrhichthys ocellatus (wolf-eel)
Lineage: Eukaryota; Metazoa; Chordata; Actinopteri; Perciformes; Anarhichadidae
Product: bromodomain adjacent to zinc finger domain protein 1A-like
Exons: 11
Biological process (GO): regulation of heterochromatin formation; chromatin remodeling; regulation of DNA-templated transcription
Cellular component (GO): nuclear chromosome; CHRAC
Molecular function (GO): DNA binding
Source: RefSeq, a predicted model, not a curated record